This is a messenger RNA of Musa acuminata AAA Group (dessert banana), 928 nucleotides long. RefSeq lists its product as uncharacterized. NCBI's taxonomy places the organism in Eukaryota, Viridiplantae, Streptophyta, Magnoliopsida, Zingiberales, Musaceae. The record is from RefSeq and is a predicted model, not a curated record. The coding region runs from base 167 to 658 and encodes 163 amino acids. The transcript is spliced from 5 exons.
UUUGAUCUUGUAUGGGAGUUUGGCGAUUUUGGCUCAUCUAUGGAAUAUAUAUAUAUCUUAUAACAAUAUUACUCGUUCGGAAAAUAGUAUUUAUUUGGUUGGGAAGACGAAGGGCGACGAAGGGAGAGGAGAAGGGGGAAGAAGCGUCGGAUCUAAGAGGAGCAAUAUGGACGAAGCGUUGACAGCAGCUGCCUCCGCUCCCCCGCCCCCACCUAUUGCCGCUGUCAAUCGCCCGCUGUUCUCCGCCGUCCUCGCCUUCGCCGUUGCCCAAUUCCUCAAGCUCUUCACCACCUGGUAUAAGGAGAAAAGAUGGGAUUCUAGGAGGUUGCUUGGAUCUGGUGGAAUGCCUUCAUCACAUUCAGCAACUGUGGCAGCUCUUGCUAUGGCAAUCGCUCUGGAAGAAGGCACUGGUGGUUCUUCAUUUGCUCUGGCUGUAAUUUUAGCAUCUAUUGUUAUGUAUGAUGCAUCUGGGAUUAGAUUGCAUGCUAGCCGACAAGCUGAGUUACUAAAUCAAAUAGUAUGUGAGCUGCCGCCAGAACAUCCUGUAUCAUCUAACCAUAGGCCCCUGCGCGAACUUCUUGGACACACUCCACUACAGGUUUGUGCAGGAGCUGUCCUUGGUUGUUUGGUGUCAUACCUUAUGAGAGGUUCUACGUAGCUGGCUUUUCUCUUGAUCGAUCGGUCUGGUAAAUUUAGCUUAUGAAUGCUAUUGGAGUCGGUUUCUCUGCACCAGAUAUCUUUCUUUGCUCGUUUUCAAGAUAGCAUGGUAGCAGCUUUUAUGAAUUGAUUUGAACCUUAAUCAGUCAUAUGUAAUUGUAUACUCAUUUAUGUACAAAAGCAUGCAGGGAUGUUUCUUCUGAGAGAAAAAAAAGGGACAUGCUGUUUGUAAGGAUGACUAUCCAAAUAUCAAUUAAAAUAUCAUUAUUUA